Arctia plantaginis is the source of this 1461-nucleotide messenger RNA. Lineage: Eukaryota; Metazoa; Arthropoda; Insecta; Lepidoptera; Erebidae. The record is from the annotation of a GenBank genome assembly.
AUGCCUGUGCUGGGCUACGAUAUGACCUCACAGGAGUUUUGUCCCAUGUAUACGGCACCAGAAUAUAUGGUGCCACCUCAUGUGUGGGAGAAGCACCCUGAGAGCCCUUAUAACUACGGGUCAGUGUUGCGCAGCCCGCAGGAUACUCGGAUAAACAUUACUAGUGUACCAUACAACGCUGAAGAUAGUGACAUGCAAUUGGAGACGAGUAGCAGCGAGGCGUCAGCGGCGAGCUCCGUGGCGUUGUCACAGCAUUGCGCCAUUUGCGGCGACAGGGCCACCGGCAAGCAUUACGGAGCGUCAUCCUGUGACGGCUGUAAGGGAUUCUUCAGAAGAAGCGUUAGAAAGAAUCACCAAUACACAUGCAGAUUCAGCAGAAAUUGUGUAGUGGAUAAAGACAAAAGAAACCAAUGCCGAUAUUGUAGGCUAAGGAAAUGCUUCAAAGCUGGUAUGAUGAAGAAAGCUGUACAGAAUGAGAGAGAUCGGAUCAAUUGUCGAAGGCCGUCGUACGAGGAGCCAGCUCAGGCUAAUGGACUGUCAGUAGUGUCACUACUAAAUGCUGAAUUGUUAAGCAGGAAAGUUAUCGAUGAGACAAACAAUGUAACAGAUGCAGAAAUUAACAAUCGCAAGCUAGCUAAGAUCAACGAUGUGUGUGACUCGAUCAAACAGCAGCUACUUAUACUGGUCGAGUGGGCUAAGUACAUCCCAGCGUUCACUGAGUUGCAAUUGGAUGACCAGGUGGCGCUGCUGCGCGCGCACGCGGGCGAGCACCUGCUGCUGGGCUGCGCGCGCCGCUCGCUGCACCUCAGCGACGUGCUGCUGCUCGGGAACAACUGCAUCAUCACCAAGCACAACAUCGACGGUCGCAUGGAUAUAGACAUCAGCAUGAUCGGCAUGCGGGUGAUGGACGAGAUCGUGAAGCCUCUGCGAGAAAUCGACAUCGAUGACACCGAGUUUGCGUGUCUCAAGGCCAUCGUCUUCUUUGAUCCCAACGCGAAGGGACUGUCGCAGCCCCAGAAGAUCAAGCAACUGCGCUACCAGAUCCAGAUCAACUUGGAGGACUAUAUAUCGGACCGGCAGUACGACGGGCGCGGGCGCUUCGGCGAGUUGCUGCUGUGCCUGCCUCCGCUGCAGAGCAUCACGUGGCAGAUGAUCGAGCAGAUACAGUUCGCUAAGCUGUUCGGCGUCGCUCACGUCGACAGUCUGCUGCAGGAGAUGUUACUCGGAGGGGCAUCAACAGAAGCUGCCAUUGAAGAGUCUCCGGCGUGUGUAAGCGGCGCGGCCUCACCCCCCGGCGCGCUGCAGGCUGCACCCCCCGCGCACCUCUCACCCGCCUCCCCCCUCGGGGGACCACUACCGAUGCACGAGCCUUUCCUCGAGCCUAUGCCAUUCAAGCAGGAGCCCAACAUGAGCCCUGAAUACGAGACACGAAUGAAGACUGCCGACAUUACAAUGUUAUAG